This is a messenger RNA of Peromyscus californicus insignis, 14051 nucleotides long. RefSeq names its product F-box only protein 30. Lineage: Eukaryota; Metazoa; Chordata; Mammalia; Rodentia; Cricetidae. Gene Ontology annotation, cellular component: nucleus; nucleosome. Gene Ontology annotation, molecular function: ubiquitin protein ligase activity; ATP binding; DNA binding. The transcript is spliced from 25 exons. The record is from RefSeq and is a predicted model, not a curated record. The coding region runs from base 128 to 6028 and encodes 1966 amino acids. Gene Ontology annotation, biological process: protein polyubiquitination; nucleosome assembly; DNA damage response.
UGCUUGGUGGAAUCUUAGCAGAUGAGAUGGGUCUCGGAAAGACAGUGGAAGUUCUGGCUCUGAUUCUGACGCAUACUCGACAAGACGUCAAACAAGAUGGUCUCACUCUUCCUGAGCUACACGUGUGAUGAUCCUAACAGCUGUGAAAGAAAUGAAUGGGAAAAAAGGAGUUUCUAUUCUUUCUAUCUAUAAGUAUGUCAGCUCCAUAUACAAAUACGAUGUUCAGCGGAACCGGAGUCUUUUGAAGCGGAUGCUAAAAUGUUUAAUCUUUGAAGGUCUUGUGAAACAGAUCAAAGGCCAUGGUUUCUCUGGGACUUUUACACUGGGGAAGAAUUACAAGGAAGAAGAUAUAUGUGAUAAAACAAAGAAGCAGGUGGUGGGGAGUCCAAGGAAAAUUCAGAAGGAGUUAAGGAAAUCAGUGAACAAGGACACAGAUUCUGAAUACCUGCCAUCAAAUACUUCUGAUGAUGAUGAUGAUCCUUAUUAUUAUUACUAUAAGGCCAGAAAAAGCCGUAGUAAAUUGAAGAAAAAACCUGUGUUACUCACUAAGAAGGAAAAGAGACAACCUAUCAGUCCAGAUUCCCAGAUUCACUCUCCAGCUGUUGGUGACGCUGCAAGUGCUGAUGCUAAUGUCUCAGAAAGUGCACCUGCCUCUGAGGACAAGAGAAACCAAGAAGCAGAAGACCUUGCUGGCUCUCCAAAGCCCGCUGAUGAGGAAUUGGCACAUUCUAACACUGUGAGUCCCUGUGAGACCUCUGAUUACCGCUUUGAGUGCAUAUGUGGUGAAUUUGACCAGAUUGGCCGAAAGCCGAGAGUUCAGUGUCUGAAGUGUCACCUGUGGCAACAUGCGAAGUGUGUGAAUUACGAGGAGAAGAAUCUGAAGGUUAAGCCUUUUUACUGCCCCCACUGCCUGGUUGCAAUGGAGCCAGUGUCAACAAGAGCAACGCUGAUCAUCUCUCCAAGUUCCAUUUGCCAUCAGUGGGUGGAUGAAAUCAACCGGCAUGUGAGAUCAUCAUCUCUUCGAGUUUUGGUAUAUCAAGGAGUGAAGAAAGAUGGCUUCUUACAGCCUCAUUUUUUGGCAGAACAAGAUAUAGUUAUCAUUACCUAUGAUGUCCUUCGUUCAGAACUAAACUAUGUUGAUAUCCCACAUAGCAAUAGUGAGGAUGGGCGUCGCCUGAGGAACCAGAAGCGCUAUAUGGCUAUUCCCAGCCCCCUGGUAGCGGUGGAGUGGUGGAGAAUCUGUCUUGAUGAAGCUCAGAUGGUUGAAUGUCCUACAGUAAAAGCUGCAGAAAUGGCCCAGCGUUUGAGUGGGAUUAAUCGGUGGUGCAUCAGUGGCACUCCAGUGCAGAGAGGAUUGGAGGAUCUUUUUGGGCUGGUGGUCUUUCUUGGGAUUGAACCUUACUGUGUCAAACACUGGUGGAUUCGACUUCUCUAUCGCCCAUACUGCAAGAAGAAUCCUCAGCAUCUCUACAGUUUUAUUGCCAAGAUACUGUGGAGGUCUGCAAAGAAAGAUGUCAUUGACCAAAUCCAGAUUCCACCUCAGACUGAGGAAAUGCACUGGCUCCACUUUUCCCCUGUGGAGAGACAUUUCUAUCACCGCCAGCAUGAGGUGUGCUGCCAGGAUGCCGUGGUAAAGCUCAGGAAGAUCUCCGACUGGGCCCUGAAACUGAGCAGCUUGGACAGAAGGACUGUCACCUCCAUCCUGUAUCCUCUGCUGCGGCUCAGACAGGCCUGCUGCCAUCCACAGGCUGUUCGUGGGGAGUUCUUGCCACUCCAGAAGAGCACCAUGACAAUGGAAGAGCUGCUCACGUCUUUGCAGAAGAAAUGUGGAACUGAAUGUGAAGAGGCCCAUCGGCAACUAGUUUGUGCCCUCAACGGCUUAGCAGGCAUCCAUAUCAUUAAAGGUGAGUAUGCCUUGGCAGCAGAGCUAUACAGAGAAGUACUACGCUCCUCUGAGGAGCACAAAGGAAAACUCAAAACGGAUUCACUUCAAAGACUUCAUGCCACACAUAACUUAAUGGAGCUGUUGGCAGCCAAACACCCAGGGAUCCCUCCCACCUUAAGAGAUGGCAGACUUGAAGAAGAGGCCAAGCAGCUUCGAGAGCACUAUAUGAGCAAGUGUAACACAGAAGUGGCUGAAGCCCAGCAAGCCUUGCAGCCUGUGCAGCAGUCCAUACGUGAGCUCCAGAGGAAGAUUCAUUCUAAUUCUCCUUGGUGGCUGAAUGUCAUCCACAGAGCAAUGGAGUUUUCUGUUGAUGAGGAACUUGUUCAGCGGGUGCGAAAUGAAAUAAGCAGUAACUACAAGCAGCAAACUGACAAGCUUUCUAUGUCAGAGAAGUUCCGUGACUGCAGAGGUCUUCAGUUCUUACUUACAACACAAAUGGAAGAGCUCACUAAGGUCCAGAAGUUAGUGAGAGAGGCUGUGAAGAAGCUGGAGAGACCUCCAUCCCGUGAUGUGAUUGAGUCUGCAACAGUCUGCCACCUGCGACCAGCUAGACUCCCUCUGAACUGCUGCGUCUUUUGUAAAGCUGAUGAAUUGUUCACAGAGUAUGAAUCAAAGCUAUUUUCCAACACAGUCAAAGGCCAGACUGCAAUCUUUGAAGAAAUGAUAGAAGAUGAAGAAGGACUUGUGGAUGAUAGAGUACCUACUACUACCCGGGGCCUGUGGGCAAUAAGUGAGACAGAACGGUCUAUGAAAGCAAUAUUGUCAUUUGCAAGAUCACAUAGGUUCGAUGUUGAAUAUGUAGAUGAAGGAAGUGUUUCAAUGGAUCUCUUCGAGGCAUGGAAGAAGGAGUAUAAGUUACUUCAUGAAUACUGGAUGACUCUGAGAAAUCGUGUGUCGGCUGUUGACGAACUUGCCAUGGCUACAGAGCGACUAAGAGUGCGCCAUCCCAAGGAACCAAAGCCAAACCCACCUGUCCAUCACAUCAUUGAACCACAUGAGGUUGAACAGAACCGUAUAAAACUGGUCAAUGAUAAAGCUGUUGCUACAUCACAGCUUCAGAAAAAACUUGGACAGCUUCUUUACUUGACAAAUUUGGAGAAGUCUCAAGACAAAACAUCAGGAGGUAUUAAUCCAGAGCCUUGUCCAAUCUGUGCUCGACAGCUGGGAAAACAGUGGGCAGUGCUGACCUGUGGACACUGCUUCUGUAAUGAAUGCACGUCUAUUAUAAUUGAACAGUACAGUGUGGGGUCUCAUCGAAGCUCCAUCAAGUGUGCUAUCUGCCGCCAGACCACAUCUCACAAAGACGUCUCCUAUGUCUUUACCUCAGAGAAAGCAAACCAAGAAGAUGACAUCCCUGUGAAGGGUAGCCAUUCUACAAAAGUGGAAGCUGUGGUCAGAACUCUGAUGAAAAUACAGCUUAGAGAUCCAGGGGCCAAAGCACUCGUUUUCUCAACGUGGCAAGAUGUAUUAGAUAUUAUUUCAAAAGCUCUCACUGACAACAACAUGGAAUUUACACAAAUCAGUCGCAUUAAGACAUUCCAGGAGAAUCUUUCAGCUUUUAAACAUGAUCCUCAAGUCAAUAUUUUGCUGCUGCCCCUGCACACGGGCUCUAAUGGACUAACUAUCAUCGAAGCCACUCACGUCCUCUUGGUGGAGCCUAUACUGAACCCUGCCCAUGAGCUUCAGGCCAUUGGGAGGGUGCACCGGAUCGGACAGACAAAAUUUAUUUAUUAUGUACACAGAAGAGGGUGCCAGAUCUCAUUACAGAUGGUUGUGAACCACCAUGUGGGUGCUGGGAAUCUCUCUGGACCCACAGAUGACUUUCAGAGAGCUGGACUGGCCAUUAUGGAAGAAGAGGUUCAGCAGCACCCACACUGUGUGAAUUGUGUCAGUAGACGGUGUAUGACCAGACCAGAGCCUGGGAUUUCCUGUGACCUGAUUGGUUGUCCAUUGGUCUGUGGAGCAGUUUUCCAUUCUUGUAAAGCUGAUGAACAUCGACUCUUGUGUCCCUUUGAACGAGUACCUUGCUUAAAUAGUAACUUUGGAUGUCCAUUUACCAUGGCACGAAAUAAAGUUGCUGAACAUCUAGAAAUGUGUCCUGCAAGUGUGGUGUGCUGUACUAUGGAAUGGAACCGAUGGCCAGUUAGUUACGCAGACCGGAAAUCAUAUGAAAAUCUAAGCAGAGAUGUUGAUGAAGUGGCACAAUUAGACAUGGCCUUGGCUCUUCAAGAUCAAAGAAUGCUUUUGGAAUCUCUCAAAGUUGCCACCAUGAUGUCAAAAGCAACUGAUAAAAUAUCUGAACCUAGAGAACAAAUUUCAGUGAAAUCGAGUGUUCAGGAAAUGCCAUGUGCUAAUGGGUUGGUAUCUGUUGAUGAAGAAUCAUAUGGUGCACUUUAUCAAGCUACUGUAGAAACAACCAGAAGUUUGGCUGCUGCUUUAGAUAUCCUGAAUUCUGCCACAAGAGACAUUGGCAUGUUAAAUACAAGUCUUCAUGCUACCACAGAUGAAAUGGAUGAGAAUAGCAGAGAAAGUUUCCAGGAAAGAAACUUAAAAGACCAGGACCACCUUCAUGAGGAUGAGGUAGGGGCAGUAGGUGGAGUUGACCUUAAUGGCACAAGUCAGAAUGCUCAGUCUGAACAAAAUGGUUCGAGUGAUUUACUAUGCGACUUAAAUACAAGCUCUUUUGGUACUUCUGCUCUUUGUAAUGGCUUUCCUUUGGAAAAUAUGUGUUCACAGGUCAAAGACCAGAAUCAAAAUUCUCCUGGUGAUUCCAUAGAAAGUAACAUAGAAAAUGGAGACUGUGCAGCAGCAGAUGGUACUUUAGAACCUUCCAGUUCACUUUUAGUAGCAGCACAACUUAGAGAAAUAAUUCCUUUCAAUGCUUUGCCCGAUAGCACAUUUCAACAUAUCCUCAUGCCAGAUGAAGAUGAGGAGGAGGACUUGCAUUGGAAAAAGGGAGACUUAGGGGACUUGAAGGAUGUUGAUAACUCACCUUUCAGUCAUGCUCCUUCAUUCAAGUUUCUUUCUAAUUCAUGGUAUAUACCAAAGGAAGACAAAGCAGUCGAUACAUCAGAUUUAGAAGUUGCAGAAGAUCCCAUGGACCUCCAAGGAAUCGAUCUGAUUACAGCAGCAUUACUCUUUUGUCUGGGAGAUUCUCCAGGUGGGAGGGGUAUAUCUGAUAGCCGCAUGGUUGAUGUUUAUCACAUUGACUUUGGGACACAGACGUUCUCACUUCCAUCUGCAAUAUUAGCUACAAAUACAAUGGUUGGAGAGAUAGCCUCAGCUUCAGCAUGUGAUCAUGCCAAUCCACAGCUUUCAAAUCCAAGUCCUUUUCAGACACUUGGGCUGGAUCUAGUUUUGGAAUGUGUUGCUAGGUACCAGCCUAAGCAGCGUUCAAUGUUUACCUUUGUAUGUGGACAGUUAUUUAGAAGAAAAGAAUUUUCUUCCCAUUUUAAGAAUGUACAUGGUGACAUCCAUGCUGGACUCAAUGGAUGGAUGGAACAGAGGUGUCCUUUGGCUUAUUAUGGUUGUACCUAUUCUCAGCGUAGAUUUUGUCCAUCAACACAAGGAGCAAAGAUUAUACAUGACCGCCAUUUAAGGUCAUUUGGAGUUCAGCCAUGUAUAUCUACAGUAUUAGAAGAGCCUUCGAGAAACUGUGUGUUGGGAUUACGUAGUGACCAUCUAAGUAGUCUCCCAUUUGAGGUACUACAGCAUAUUGCAGGCUUCCUAGAUGGCUUCAGUUUAUGCCAGCUUUCCUGUGUAUCCAGGCUAAUGAGGGAUGUGUGUGGCAGUCUACUUCAGUCUCGUGGAAUGGUAAUAUUGCAGUGGGGGAAAAAGAAGUAUCCAGAAGGAAAUUCAUCAUGGCAGAUAAAGGAAAAGGUAUGGCGAUUCAGUACUGCGUUUUGUUCUGUUAAUGAAUGGAAAUUUGCUGACAUCCUAAGCAUGGCUGACCACUUGAAGAAUUGCAGUUACAAUGUUAUAGAGAAACGGGAGGAAGCAAUCCCAUUGCCAUGUAUGUGUGUAACUCGAGAACUUACUAAAGAAGGACGUUCACUGCGCUCAGUUUUAAAACCCGUACUUUAAAAACUGUAUUUACUUGCACAUACAUGCAAGCACCUGGUAUGAGUUUUGUAAUGUAUGACACUUUAUUAAUGUAUUAAAGACUACAACUAGCUCAAUUUAUUGUCACUAUGUACAUACUGUUUUGCAGUGACAUAUAUUUUUAUAAUGUACUGUUAAUUGGGGGAAAAAGUUGCCUUAAUAUUUGAAGUGUGUGAAAUUGUUGGAACAUUGCUAGACAGGGUAAUCUAAUCUUUAUCUGCAUAAUUUUUAAAAUUAGUAAUUUUAAUGGUGUGCAUAUUUACGUUCUGAAAAUUUUUGCUUCUCAAACUAAGAAGAACUUGACCAAAAAAUUAAUUUUUUAUGUUUUCUGUGGGUUGAAGCCCAUAUUAUCAAAAAGCAAAACUUUGAUUCAAAUUUUCCUGCAUACAUUUUUUUUCACAGAACACAUUCAGUUGUUUAAACACUGCCGUAAGAUUGCUAUCAAGUUUUUCUGAUACUUUUCUAAUUAUUGAUCAUCCAUGAUCUCCAGUACUUAGGUACAGGCACAAUAAUGACUUCAUGCCUUCAAAACAACUCAUAAAAAAUGUUUUCAUCCUCUUUUCUUUACACUCUUCUGCUGAAAAUGGUCCUAUGCAGUCCUUUUUCACUAAAUCCCAUAUCUGAGGAGUCAUGGCACAGUGUACUAUGUGACGGACUACAGUAAAAACAAAGCAAGCCUAUGAAUUUAACUUGAAAUUUUUCAUGGUGUUUCAUGUUUUCCUAGGUAUCUAAUGUUUGAAAAGAAAAUAUACCUCACUAUAAGUUUGAAUUUGGCAUAUUGUUUGAAUAAACUUCAAAUAUUCAGAAUUCAAAGGGUUUGACUUUUUAAGGGGCUUUUAAAAUGUUCGUAUAGUGAACUAUAUGUCUAUAAAAAUACACUGGCAUUGUUUUAAGACAUUUAAAAAUGUGAAAUUUCCAAGUGUUUAUAAGUUAACAUCGAGCAGAAACCUAUCUUGGUUGAUAAUCUUUUUAAAACAUUUCCCCAGUCAUGCUUCAUGUUUCCGUGUCGGGACAUAAGAGUUGUGUCUUUUUGUAAAAAUCAAGUGUGGCAAUGAAGUAGUCAAGAAUCUACAGUUUUGAAAUUGAUUUAUACCAUAUUCACUUAAUGUGCUUCUUUUAAAGAAAUGAGCAUACAGGGUCGAUAUGUAGAAGUAAAUUCCAGAGGCAGAGACAAAAGUUCCUUAUCCACAUAAAUUCUGGCACUGAUGAGCUGAAAUGACUAGUGAUGCUGAAAAUCAACUCUGUCUUCUCUUUCUGUGUUGUUUUGGAAGUUCUUUGUGGUUACGGGUUCCUCUUUCCAGAUGUGGUAGUCAGACUGGGGAGCGGUAUCCUUGGCUAUUGAAGAUGGAUUCUCACCUGCUUGAGAUUUGUCGGCAGCCUCAGGCCUGGUCAGAGUUGAGAGUGGAGCUGGAAGACUAGUCACCUGUUUCUUACCUGUCCUUUAACCCAGUGCCUAAACUUUCUGUUUCAACUGGGAGACUGAAUGCAUUAAAAAACAAACAACAACAAUAAUAAAAAAAACCAAAAAACCUUUUGUUUUUGCCAAAAGGUAGAAAUAGGAAUCAAAUGUGACAGAAUAUAACUUUGCUUUUUAAAUUUUUUUCUGAAGAAUGUGUCUAUAGUCAGGUAACAUAAGCAUUAACCUUAUGUUUUAUGUUUGUAUUUUUUAAAAUUUCAUGGUUUGUAAAUUUCAAUCUCGUUCCACACUGAGAUAAUUAACAUUUUUUCACCUUUUUCACUGAAUGAAAUGGAUAUUUUAAUAAUAGCAUAUGUACAUGAAAACUUUCUAUCUACUUUUAUUUGUUCAAAUAAAUACUUUUUACAACUUAUUCUGGGUGAAAAAUGAUAGUCAAGAACUGACAAAUCUUAUUUGAGUUAAGCAUAAUUCAGCUGUUUUUCUUAAGCUAUUGUUGCAGUUUCAGAUACCUAGAAAUAGCUACUUACUAAAACUUGAGUCUUACAACUACAGACAGGGGGACAGUAUGGAAUUUUACAUGAAACUCUGCAUAGAAAAAAUAUUCCUCAUUCUUCAUGAUAGUUAACAUUUAAUUGCUGUUGAUAUCACUGCAUUUUAGCCAUCAGUCCUUCAUGUGGAAGCAACUUCAGGAGACACAGGAACUGAAAGUUCAAAUAUUUGCUUACUGAAACCAUUUUAGUACUAAUAAAUACAAUCCUAAAAAAUACAAUUACCGUAUUUUACAAAAGUUGACAUGAACAAUGUGGUAAGUAAAGUAACAACAGUGGUAAAUUCUUAAUUAAGAAAAUACUAAAUUUAGAUUAAACCAGAAGGUGAACAUUUGGGUUUACAGGUUAAUUAACGUCAUAAAAAGUAUUCCUCUCUGAUUCUUUGGUGAAUUUGUUGCAUGAGUACUCUAAAGUACUAUGAACUACAGCCACUAAAAAUCACUUAGAAGCUAGUCCAAAGCUUUUCCAAGUUUUCCUGUAAUCAUAGGCACUUUUUCUAAAUAUAGUAAAGAUGCAGCCUUUAAAAGAAAAUUAAAAUUUAUCAGAUCAGUUAUAUUUAUUAAAUUAAGAAACGACUAUCUCUUAAAAAUGAGAGCUCUGGGAACGUUAAAAAUGUAUACAAUUUGUUGUCUUUAUCAAUGCAUUAUUGUGUGUUUAACUUAAAAUGAGUAAGUUAACUAAACAACUUAGUAUUUUACCAAAGUUAAAGCAAGAAUUCUAUCAGAAACCUGAAACCCAAAGAAAAACUAGAACGACUGACUCUGAGCCAGUAGCUGUCCAGACUUAGCAAUACACCAUGACAUGGACAUUGAUGGUAGAAUGUUAGAUGCUAGAUGUUAGAAUUUUGAGUUCCAACCUUUGUCUGAAGCUUGGCAAAGUAGAACACUUAGGAACAUGGCCAGUAGUGUGCCUGGUCAUCUGUUAGGCUUCGUUUCCUCAGAAUGCUGCUCACUGGCCACAUCUUUGCCCUCCUUAGAUUUUUGCUACUAUGUGAUAAUGAGUUUGUACUUUCUAAUCUUUCCAGAUAUGCUCAUAUUUUUCUGUUUCUAUUUUAUUUGAUUAUCCCUGAAUUGUUUUUUAGUGUUCUGAUUGCAAAUUUGAAAUUGGGAAGUUCCUGCCAGAUUUAUGACAGAAGGAUUUUUCUUUUCUGUUCUAGAAAGGUUCUUGUCAUUCAAAGAUUGUUGGUCAGCCCCAAGUUGCAGUCACCAAAUUUUCUGGUAGAAGAAAACAUCUGUUGGUUCUCAAGUGCCUGCAGAAAUUACAAGGGCACUCGGGCAUGUCUUCUGCUCAGUGUUUUUAGUAAAGAUACGUUGUGCUUUAUUGUGUGAGAAAUUGGGUAUUGACCUCCUUCAGAUAUCUGUAGUCUUUCUCAGUUUAUUUGAUGAGUUCUAAUCCCCAGUUUUCCAAGGUAACAUCUCUUACGUUUUUCUAGUUUUACUUCACUAAUACUUAAUCCAUUUCACAGAUUUUACAUCUCAGAUUUCGAAUUCUGAGUUCUGUCUCAUGACUGAAGCAGUAUGCUUUCUUACUUAAUUCUAUAAAUUUUCUUGAAUGUUGCAUGUUUCUUCAUUCAUGUCUUAGAUUUUUUUCGUUUCCGUUGUUUUCUAAGACAUAUUUCAUGUUAUGUUACUUCUUUAUUAUAUUGCUAUGUUUUAAAUGUAACUUUCUUAUUUUUUCAUUAAAAAAAAAAAAUGAGCAUUUCUUCUUUGUUGAGCUUGUUUUAAGACCAAAUUGAGGAGUUCCAAUUUCUGCUCACAUUUCCAUGUUCUGUGACUCCACUUCUUUUGUUUCUUGUAGCUCCUUCUGCAUUUCACUAAUCUUUUCAUGUUUUUACUUUUCUCUAUAAGCAACUUAUAGUGACUUGUUCUGUUAACAACUUAUGUGAAUGAACUGCAUCUGGAUUUCCAACCAUCUUCCAAAAUCAUCAUAGUUCAUUUGAAAGUUUUCAAUUAACAUCAAAAUGUUCUCAUAAUUUUGCAAAUCAUAAUUCUCAGAAUAUGAUUCAGAUACCCAGGUGUAGGCCUGAUGGUCAUCCACAGCAUUUACAUGUUUUGUGAACACAUUCUUUUAAAUGAGUGCCCCCUUCAUAUUCUUCCUUUUCAAGGGCAAAUUGCUGGACACCAGUCCUUCUCCACUUGUCUGGCUUCUGUGAUCUCUGAAUGGCUGAGCUUGGGGACACAGGGCUAUCCUGAGUUGUGUGCGGCUGUGCUCUACCAGGCAUUAUUUUCCACACCUUUUGCUGUUCCCCUUUUUAUUAUGCCACCAUAUUAUUUUGCGAAAAUAUUCUUUCUGCUACAUUUAUUCAAAUUCCUAAUGGACUUACAUGCCUCAUUAACUUAUAAAGAGAAACUUUGACCUGGGUAAAAUUUUAAUACUUUGCUGACAAAUUCCAAGCGUGAUCAUACUGUUUCUGUAAUAUUGACAUUCCACGUGUUCUAAGAGUUGUUGAUUGCUGAUUAUCAUUGCUGACUCAGGUUUUACUGGUGAACAUGAAGUUUAUAAACUUGUAAAACUUAGUUUUUUCAACUUCUUCAACAUCUUCAAAGUUGUCCCAUCCAUCUAGUAUUAGGGAAAAACUAGAGUUUCUGGUGUGACUAUUUCUCUAAAAUAUGUAAUGAGAACCUCUUAAUCAUGAAAGAGAUAUGUUUUAUAUUGGCCUAGCAGUUUGUCAUUUGAGGAGGCUGUUGAUUUCUGUCUUUGGUAGUUAUCAAGAUGAAGGACAAGUCUAAGAAUGGAGGGCAAUAUCUAAAUUCACUUUAUUCUCAGCCUCCUUCACCAGAGAUUACUGUAUAUUCUUUGUCAGUUUUUAUCUAUUUUUGAGACCUCACAGGUCUCUUGGGUGUCAGAAGCAACAAUCUAUGCUCAGGUAUCCAGGUGAUCCUGAUACACAGUAAGAGGCAAUUUGGGUUUUGUUUUUUUUUUUUUAAUUUUUAAAAUUACAUCUUUUCUCCCUUCCCUUUCCUCCCUCCAGCCUCUUCCAUGUCCCUCUCUCACUCUCUCUCAAAUUCAUGGCCUCUUUUUCUUUAAUUGUGUAUUUAGGAAUACACAUACACAGAUACUACCUGCUCAGUCCACGAAUGUUACUUGUGUGUAUAUGAUUCCAGGGCUGACCACUGGUAUUGGAGAACCAAUGGGGGCAUUUUUAGCCCCACUCCCAGUAUUCCUCGGUUGACUAGUUCUUUAUUUAUGGUUGAGGCUUCAUAAGCAGUCUUGCAGGAAAGCCUGGGGCUUGUCGACUGUCUCUCUCUGUUAUUCAGGUGAGUGUGUUGGUAUGUACAUAUUUGAAAUGCUAAAUGAAGAGCCAUAAUUUAUUAAAACUAAUGUUUAAAUUAACUAUGUAUAUAUGUUAAUUUUCUAGCCAUGUGGUCAAAUACAUUGGGUACUGUGAUUUGGAUUUUUGUUUUUAAAAAAAGCAGUAUUUUAAAUUUCCCUAGUAUCAUACUGGUGUUGACUUUAUUUAUGGUAAAUUAUGGUGUAAAUUUUAGCUCAUCAGUAACCUUUAGCUAAAUAGUCUUGUUCUCUUUAGUGAUUGCAGAAUCUGGUCAAUACCCAGGAUUUUUAAAAUAAGAAAAGUGUAGAAGUAAAGAAAUACUGAAUCAAAUCCUGUGAAGAUGUUUAAUGGGAAUCCCCUCAACCCAAUCAGUAAGAAAUAUUAAUUGCAGGUUUCUGGUUUAUCGUGGUGUAGAAUCUGUUUCUAGGUCUUUGCCACUAUUUGCAUACAUUGAUGAUGUUAUAUUAUCUGUCCUUUCACAUUGUGAGAAUCUUAGUAAUAUUGAAAUAAUGGUGUUUGCAACAAAGCUAUGCACAUUGAAGGUAUAGGAGUUUGUUACUAUACUAAUAAGGGAUUUUAUUUGAAGAGAUUUUACUAUUGGAUUUGGUGUAAAACAGAAUUUUGUGUGUGUGUGUUUUCUUUCCCCAACUAAAAGUCAUUGGGUUUAUGUUUUAAAUAUUGUGAGGAAAGGGUAUUGAAACAUUUUAAAGUUUGUUUCAUGAUUGACAUACUACAAUGGAAGUGGAUGUGAUUGAGACCUGCAUAGUUAGCUGCUAAAAAGUGAAUGAAAGCAGUUAGACCAACUCUCUGGACAAAACGUUUGGCAUAGAAAGACUUUUUCUGCUACUAUGCUUGCCUCGUUAUCUAAUUGUUGCUGUAAAUGGUCUUGCUGUCUUGAUAACUAUGAAGCAGAGUUCUGGUUAUUAUGCCUUUAAAUCAAAUGUAGUCAGGACUAGCUCAUCCCAUUGUGUUUACAAUAACAUGCCAAUAGAUUUUGUUAGUAUUAAUCUAAAUCUGGUUUCUAGAAAGAAAAAAACAAUUCUUUCAAUAAAGCCUAAGUCUAGUGAAAUCUUUUCCAAAUUACAUGAAAAAGAAGGCUAGUUCUUUUGAAGACACCUUUUAUAUAACUAUUUCGUGUUACUUAGAAGAUUGUUUGAGAUAAUAGUUCUCAACUUCCAGUUUUAUGAUGAGAAUAUUGAGGCAUUCAGUUUAAUAGAAAUAUGCCCUGACAAGGAUCCCUCUUCUACUUCACAGAUGCAGAGAGAGAAGGGACAUUUAAAUAGAAGGAAGUUACUGUUGUCUGAAAAUUCAGUUCUUACUGUUAGGGAAAGGAUUGUGUGUGAUACCAAAUACACUAAUGAAGAGUGGUGUGUUAUGUUGGAAAUCCUUUCCAAAACUGAGACAUUUUACUAAAGGUUUGUGGAAUUUUGUUGCCUCUGCAGCUGAAAAAAAUAUACAUUUACUGUAUAUAUGUAAAUGUAUCUAACUUCUAAUCUUCAUAAUUGAUCAUCUUGAGUUUUGUUACCUUAGACCAUUCAAAAUAUUCUAGUUGGAUUGAUGUUUCAUUGUAUUAUGUGUAGAAUGACUUGGCCUUAAUAAACUACAGAGAAGUAAAUUUGGGUUACAAACAUGAUUCGUUAACACACUGUAGAAAUACAGUAAAAAUUUGUUGAUACAGAUCUUUAAAAUAAUUUUUCAGCCUUUUGACAUGCUGGAUUGAAGUUUCCAUUCUAUUUUUUUAAUAAUUUAUUUGUAUUAUUUUUAUGUGCAUCAGUGUUUUGCCUGCAUAUAUUCCAUGUGUGGGUGUCAGAUCUUGGAGUUACAGAUAAUUAUGAACUGCCAUGUGGGUGCUAGGAUUUGAACCCAGGUUCUUUGGAAGAGCAGGCAGUGUUCUUAACCGCUGAGCCAUUUCUCCAGUCCCGAAGUUUUUAUUCUUAAGACAAGAAAAAACAUUUCAGAGCAGAUUGACAAGAGAAUUAAAUCAUUUCUUUUUCACUAAUACUAAUCCAGGUUUUAGCAUCUCCAAAAUCAUUUUAUUAACAUAUUUGCAUGAUUAUAUUAGAUAAUGGCUCUUCUAUUGUUAGUUCUAGUGGGGGCAAUAUUUCAUGUGUUGAAAGUAAUAAAAUUACAUUUCAGUUGGAUUCUUCAUAUAAGAUUCAUAGGUCCAAUUAUCCUUUGCUAUUAAACAUAAAAAGUCAUUGAAAUUUUGCCUUUUUAGCAUAAAUUAUUUACAUUUUCUCAGAAAAGAUUAUAAAGAAGUAAAUAAACUUAUUUAAUAUUUGUCAGGAAAACUGAUAAGAAUCAGACAGUUUUCUUCUGUUUCUAGUCAAAAGGUGACAUUAAUUGUUAGGCUAUUACAUGAUAGUUAAGAGCCAGUGAUAGAAGAACAUUCAAAAGACUGUAGAGUUGAACAUCGAGCUGGGGUCGGGGUAAUGCUCAGUUGGUAAAGCACUUGCUGGACAAGCACGGGGACAUGAGUUUAAUUCCCAGAACCCGUAAAAAUGCCAGGCAUGGUGGCACAUACUUGGAACCCCAUCGCUGAGGAGGUGGAGACAAGCAGACCCACUGGCCCCCCACUUUAGCCCAGUUGGUGAACUGCUUCGAAAGAGGUGGAUGAUGUUCCUAAAGAUGACACCUAAGGGAGGGGAGUCCUCUGCCUCCACCAGCACUUCAACAAAAACCCCUGCUUCUUGCUAUCCCAGAAGAGUUGGUUCUGUUGAAAUAUUUUUUGUAAGUUAUUGUAAUGAUGCAUAUUUAUUCUGUGGCUUA